Cuscuta epithymum is the source of this 952-nucleotide messenger RNA. NCBI's taxonomy places the organism in Eukaryota, Viridiplantae, Streptophyta, Magnoliopsida, Solanales, Convolvulaceae. The record is from the annotation of a GenBank genome assembly.
AGGAAACCAUAUAAAUAACGUUGCCUUAAUCUUUCAGAAAACCCCAGGCAGGCAAGAUGGCAAAAACCAGAAGAGCGGUGAAAACAUGUCUCAGCGUCCUGCCCAUUCUCCUCUCCGCCCCCAUCAUAGCGGCCGGCAUUUGGGCCAGCAAUUCCUGCGCCAAUUUCUAUUUCCAGCAGAUCAUAAUCUCAAUGGGAGCUUUGAUGUUCCUGGUGGGUCUGGUGGCCUGCUGCGCAAUAUCCACCGAGGAUGAGGAUGCGAGUGCCACUUAUUUCGGCACCACCUUUCUCUUGUUCCUCAUGGCCGUUGCGCUCUUCAUCGCCGCCUUCGUCGUCACCGGUUACUCCGGCUCCCCGCACUCGGUGCCCGGCCGGAAUUACGUCGAGUACCGCCUCGAUCACUUCGCCUUCUGGCUUCGCCGGAGGGUUAGCGGCUACUUCCGGUGGAAUCCCAUUAUUAGCUGCCUCACUGCUUCUAAUUGGUGUGAGAAGUUAGAUAAGACUCACUCCUCUUCUCAACAAUUGUUCACAGCACACCUCACCCCCUUGCAGUCAGGAUGUUGUAUGCCACCUGCAAAAUGUGAGUACACUUAUGUGAGCCCAACAAAUUGGAAAGUCUCAAAAGACAAUAAAACAGAUACUGACUGUCUGAAUUGGAGCAAUGAUCCAAGAAAGCUUUGCUACUCUUGUGAUUCAUGCAAAGCAGGAUUUCUAGCAGAUAUCAGGAAGAAAAUUAGAAUAGCAAAUCUCAUAAUGUUUAUUACCUUUUUGGUAGCAAUUGUUGUUUGUGUUGGAUCUUGUGUUAUAUUUACCAUGAAUUGAAACAGAUGUAAUAGUUGAGGAUCGACAUCCUGAUUGAAACACGGGUUGUUUUGAUUACUAUCACCACUGUAGAAUAUUGUAAAACAUUAUAUUACAAUUACAAUUAUUAAUGGCCACCUAUAUUAACAUCG